Lagopus muta (rock ptarmigan) is the source of this 1829-nucleotide messenger RNA. It is a transcript of the gene IGSF6, whose product is annotated as immunoglobulin superfamily member 6. Bases 742 to 1440 code for a protein of 232 amino acids. Lineage: Eukaryota; Metazoa; Chordata; Aves; Galliformes; Phasianidae. The transcript has 6 exons. The record is from RefSeq and is a predicted model, not a curated record.
UAAUUGUGUGCUGUAUUUUCUUUCAGAAAUUACACUGCAUAGACUGCAAUCCAUUCAUUCAAAUACAAGGUUGACAAGCCAUUUGUAGAGCUGCUGAUAGAUCAAUUCAAGGUUUUUCAGAAGAACAAGCAGCUCCAAAACUAAAACUGAAAAGGACCCUCCAUCACUGAGACUGGUGUUCAGCAGCCAUGGACAGACGGACAAUUUAACAAAGAUCUUUUCCAGCACUGUAUUUUUUUCUUUAUGCCUACAGUUUGGCCAAAAAAUUACCAUCAAGUAAUUACAUACAUAGAGAUAGCAAGUUGAAAAAUCAUGAUUUGCUGAGCAGUUUUCAGUGGUAAACUAUUUUGCUGGUUAGAUAAGGAAUGGCGACAGAAUUUGUUGUGGAAUGGACACUUACAAGCUGACGUAACAAAGAUAGUUUAAAGCCACAUAAAAAUAAGAAACUGAAUGCAAUGUAUUACGCUGAAAAAUGUCUUACUUGCUUUAUACAAUGAAUAAAUCUGAAGUACUACAGGCAGAACUCUCAGUUCGAAGUUCAGAAGCGUUCACUCACUUUCAAAGUAAUGUGGAAACACUUUCUGGUGUGUGCUGUACAUUUAGCAUGUUUGCUAAACGCAACAGUAAAGCCCCUUCUAAACAGGAAGUUCUAAAUCUCGUGACUCAGAGUGUUCUGCAACUCCAGAUAUUUCCUAAGUUCCUCUUCCUUUGAGCAGAAUACUUCUCAGAAAGAUACAAGAAAUGGCAUCUGUCAACAAAUUCCAAAAACUGCUGGUGCUGGCACUCGACUGGAUUCUGUACAGUAUUGGUGCUACAGGUAACUGCCAUGUCACUGUAACACAGCCCAGGUUCCAGGAAGCCGAACACUCAGCGCACACUGCGCUCCUAACGUGUGCUUUCUCUGCCCAUGGAUGCUCCCCAUCUCAGCCUCAAGUUCUAUGGUUUCGCUUUUUUACUAACAGACAUGAGGAUCUGUGCACUCCUGAAUGCACGAAUCGCCAGAAGUUCCAAGUGCAUACAUCAUCAGAAAAUAACUACUGGCUUCAAAUCAACAACCUGACUGUAAACGACAGUGCUCUUUAUUUCUGUGGGAUAGCAUUUGCAGAUUCAGGCUCAUCCCAUUCUAAGCAAACAGGAGAUGGAACAGUACUGACAAAAAGAGAGAGGCACAACACUGAAGAGUUCAACUCCAUGAUCAUCAUCUCAACGUUACUGCUGCUAUAUAGCAUUACUGCAUUCACAAUCCUUGCAGCCCACAAGUUAAAACGAAAGCUGCUAAAUAGAAGUGGGAAUGAAGGGCAGAGAACAGAGAACUGUAAAGUCACUAGUGGCCGAAAAAUUUUUCAAGCAAUAGCCCAAGAACUUCAAAAGCAGCGUUAUGCUGAGCACUGCCAGCAGCCUGAUCAUUUGGAGGAUGACACUGUUUAUCAGAACAGAUGAGUAUCUGCUGCGUUUCCAAUUUGUUGGAUAUGUUUGAUGCAACUGAAGGGGCUGAUGAACAAGUGAAGCUUUGUCACAGACUUACUUUCCUUUAAAACGCAAGGAGCAAAGUGUACAGGGCAGUGUUCUUUGAGAGUGCUGAAGAGAUCAUCAAAACCAACAUUAUGUCUGCUACACAUUACUUCCCAUUCCACAAGAACAAAAACAGCGGGAGAAGGCUUCAUCUUUUAGAAGAGAACUGCUAAUGCUUCAUAAAAACUUCCCCUUUCAAUUUAGAUUUAAUUCUACACAUUUUUACAUGAAUGUCAAUGCAUUUCUUAUAUGUGAAUUGUGCAUUUGUGUAAGAUGUACAUGAAUCAACAGCAACAAAAUAAACUCAUUACACAGUG